UCACUCUCCACUCUCAAAGUCUAAAAAACUAUAUAAAUACAAUGGCUCCUAGCUUUCAUAACAUCAACAAUUCCUUGUUCGAGUUUGUAGUAAAAGACGGAAAGGGUGUUAAGGGUCUAGUUGAUUCGGGCAUAUCGACUGUCCCCGAGCAAUAUGUCCAGCCCCCGAAAGAGAGGAUCCCACUUGAUCACAAGCUGCCAGCCUUAGGUCCAAACCUCGAGCCCAUUGAUUUGUCGGGGCUAGAUGGGCCGAACCGUGAAAGUGUGGUGGAGGCCAUAGUUCGUGCGUCGGAGACACUAGGGUUCUUUCAAGUGGUGAACCAUGGUGUUCCUUUGAGGGUUCUCGAUUCCCUCAAGGAUACGGCUCAUGGGUUCUUCAACCAAGAGGUUGAGAAGAAGGCGAUUUAUCUCAAAGAGGUUAGCCCAAGCCCGUUGGUGAAGUAUGGGACUAGCUUUGUCCCCGAGAAAGAGAGAGCUCUUGAGUGGAAAGAUUACAUUAGCAUGUCGUAUACCAACGAUCAAGAAGCACUUCAACAAUGGCCCAACGAGUGCAAGGAAAUAUCAUUAGAGUUUUUAAAGACUUCGACGGAAAUGGUGAAGAAGCUAGUUGAAGUGUUGAUAGAGGGGCUUGGAGUGGAACUUGACGGCCCCAAACUAGAUGGGCUAAUUGGUCUUAAGAUGGUAAACAUGAACUACUACCCGGCUUGUCCCAACCCCGAACUAACUGUCGGGGUUGGGCGCCACUCAGACAUGGGAACCAUCACGGUUCUCCUACAAGAUGGCAUAGGAGGUUUGUACGUCAAGCUAGAAGGAAAUACAAAUGAAGAUGAGUGGAUAGCAAUUCCUCCAAUAGAUGGUGCGUUAGUCAUCAAUAUUGGAGAUUGUUUACAGAUACUAAGUAACGGGAGAUAUAAGAGCGCAGAACACAGAGUGAGAACUGCGAGUACAGAAUCAAGAGUAUCUGUCCCGGUUUUCACUGCUCCACUCGUGAACGAGUUGAUUGGGCCAUUGGCCCAACUUGUGGAGCGCGAUGGAGUAGCACGUUACAAAGACGUGCUCUUCGGAGAUUACAUGAAAAACUUUUUCGGCAAGGCGCACAAAGGAAAGAAGUCUCUUGAAUUUGCUAGGCCAAAUUUGACCUCAAAGCAAUGAGGUUUCACCAAUAGUCCACAAUAAUUGUCAGUUUUUCGUAUAAGGAAGAAAAAUUCCAAUGACCGAGUCUCUACGGAAUUUUCCUUGUUUCUUUUUUUGCUAUAUGAUAUGCUUUUUUAUA
Messenger RNA from Impatiens glandulifera, 1272 nucleotides. Its product is annotated as scopoletin 8-hydroxylase-like. Lineage: Eukaryota; Viridiplantae; Streptophyta; Magnoliopsida; Ericales; Balsaminaceae. The coding region runs from base 42 to 1151 and encodes 369 amino acids. The record is from RefSeq and is a predicted model, not a curated record. The transcript is spliced from 3 exons.